AUGCUCACACAACGAAGAAACAAAAAAGACUUGCUUCGCAUUCUUUAAACUUAUGAAACAAAUUGGAGACAUCACUAUUGAAGACAUUUUUGAAAACCAGAAUUGGCAGGAGCUAGCUUGCUCACACGUGUUCAAUAUUUGCGAUGACUAACUACGAAUGGAAGAAGGUUGCCAACCUCAGUCUGGAGCUGUUCCUCGUGUAGUCGCGUGUUCAAAUUAAGUGAAAAGGAGUUGUCGAAGUUUAUCCAGGAAUUCAACAAGGUUCUCCCUCAUGUCCUUUGCGCUAAGAAUGGCGAUCACUGCUUCAAAAACAUUCAAAAUACGAUCCUAGUCACAGAAGCGAUUGGAAAAAUUUUCCACGGAGAAAACACAGCUCAUUCGAUUUGCUCUGACGUCAUGAAGUGUGAAGGCAGUUUGUUUGAAAAUGGUCGAUGCUUUCGUGAAAUAUCAAUGUUAUCAACAUCAUUGAUCUAA
Caenorhabditis elegans is the source of this 474-nucleotide messenger RNA. NCBI's taxonomy places the organism in Eukaryota, Metazoa, Nematoda, Chromadorea, Rhabditida, Rhabditidae. The record is from the annotation of a RefSeq genome assembly.